AUGGCAAAUGUACAAGUGCCUGUUGUGACAGUCGGCCCAUUGGGAGACAGUCCGGUUCAGAUUGUCUGUCCUAAGUGCAAUCAGACGGUCCUCACCAAGGUGGACUACAACGCCGGUUUGCUCACCUACAUAUUGUGUGGAGGCCUCUUCUUCUGUGGAUUUGUUUUAGGUUGCUGUCUCAUCCCGUUCUGCGUGGACCGGCUGAGAGAUGCCAAGCACACCUGUCCUACCUGCAAGACUGUUCUUGGCGUGUAUAAACGCUUAUAACUGAUG
Seriola dumerili (greater amberjack) is the source of this 273-nucleotide messenger RNA. It is a transcript of the gene litaf, whose product is annotated as lipopolysaccharide induced TNF factor. Gene Ontology annotation, molecular function: zinc ion binding. The record is from RefSeq and is a predicted model, not a curated record. Lineage: Eukaryota; Metazoa; Chordata; Actinopteri; Carangiformes; Carangidae. The transcript has 3 exons. The coding region runs from base 1 to 267 and encodes 88 amino acids.